Molecule: messenger RNA, 2567 nt
Organism: Coccinella septempunctata (seven-spotted ladybird)
Lineage: Eukaryota; Metazoa; Arthropoda; Insecta; Coleoptera; Coccinellidae
Gene: hay
Product: general transcription and DNA repair factor IIH helicase subunit XPB
Exons: 4
Coding region: 52-2394 (780 amino acids)
Biological process (GO): transcription initiation at RNA polymerase II promoter; nucleotide-excision repair
Cellular component (GO): transcription factor TFIIH holo complex; transcription preinitiation complex; nucleotide-excision repair factor 3 complex
Molecular function (GO): 3'-5' DNA helicase activity; ATP binding; DNA binding
Source: RefSeq, a predicted model, not a curated record
CCAAAGAUUAGGUUAGGUUAGGUUAGAAAUUAAAUACCACAAAUAAGAAACAUGGGGCCUCCUAAGAAAAGUAGUAAAAGUGAAAAAUCGAAAAAACGUAAAAGAGAAGAAGACGAUUUAUGGAAUUACGAGGAGGAUGAUACAAAUGAUGCCGGUGAUGAAGCUGCUGUUCCUAAUGCUGCUGCAAGGGAUGCAGAAAAAAAUGAUCAGAAUAUUGAUGAAGAUGAAUUUGGAGCUAAAGAUUACCGCUCACAAAUGUCCCUCAAACCGGAUAAUUUAUCACGUCCACUUUGGGUUGCCCCUAACGGGCAUAUAUUUCUUGAGUCAUUUUCUCCAGUUUACAAACAUGCACAUGACUUUCUUAUUGCUAUAUCGGAACCUGUUUGUCGACCUGAACAUAUUCAUGAAUACAAACUUACUGCUUAUUCCCUGUAUGCAGCUGUGAGUGUUGGACUUCAAACUAAUGAUAUUAUUGAGUACUUAAAACGGUUGAGUAAAACUAGUAUUCCUGAAGGAAUUAUUGAAUUCAUCAAGCUCUGUACUCUUUCUUAUGGAAAAGUGAAAUUAGUUUUGAAACACAAUAAAUAUUUUGUUGAGAGUCCCCAUCCAGAAGUACUUCAAAAGUUGUUGAAAGAUCCUGUUAUUCAGGAAUGUAGAUUGAGAAAAAAUGUUGAGAAUGAGGAGGAAGAUCUAAUUACUCAGGUACAGGAGAAGAAAAAUGUACCUAGCUUUGGUGUAAAAUCAGGACCUUCAGAACAAACAUCAGAGGAAGCUAGUACAAGUGUUCCAGAAGAUAUUACAAAUUUCUACGAUAAAAUGGAUAAUGAAGAUGAUGAGGAGGAAAGUACUCUACAGACAGUUUCUUUUGAAGUCAAUCAAGAAAAAAUAGAAGUUAUUCAGAAAAGAUGUAUUGAAUUAGAACAUCCACUUUUAGCAGAAUACGAUUUUAGAAAUGAUACUGUUAAUCCUGACAUCAAAGUAGAUUUGAGACCAUCAGCAGUUCUAAGACCUUAUCAGGAAAAAAGUUUGAGAAAGAUGUUCGGAAAUGGGAGAGCUAGGUCUGGGGUCAUUGUCCUACCUUGUGGGGCUGGUAAAUCUUUAGUUGGAGUUACAGCAUGUUGCACUGUUCGUAAACGUGCUCUAGUUCUAUGUAAUUCUGGAGUUUCAGUAGAACAGUGGAAACAGCAAUUCAAAAUGUGGUCUACAGCAGAUGAUAGCAUGAUAUGUCGUUUUACAUCUGAAGCUAAAGAUAAACCAAUGGGUUGUAGUAUUUUAGUUACAACAUAUUCAAUGAUAACUCACACUCAAAGAAGAUCUUGGGAAGCUGAACAAACUAUGAAAUGGUUACAAGAGCAAGAAUGGGGUAUUAUGGUUCUAGAUGAAGUACAUACUAUACCAGCAAAAAUGUUCAGGAGAGUUUUAACAAUUGUACAAUCUCACUGUAAAUUGGGACUUACUGCAACCCUUCUUCGUGAAGACGAUAAAAUUGCUGACUUGAAUUUUUUAAUUGGUCCAAAAUUAUAUGAAGCAAAUUGGUUGGAACUUCAAAAACGAGGUUUCAUUGCAAGAGUACAGUGUGCUGAAGUUUGGUGUCCUAUGACACAAGAGUUUUAUAGGGAAUAUUUAAUGUGUAAAACAAGUAAACGAAUGUUAUUAUAUGUCAUGAACCCUAGCAAAUUCAGAGCAACUCAAUAUCUCAUUCGCUAUCAUGAAAGAAGGGGCGACAAAACAAUAGUCUUCUCAGAUAAUGUCUUUGCUUUGAAGCAUUAUGCUAUAAAAAUGAAUAAACCAUACAUUUAUGGUCCAACAUCGCAAGGAGAAAGGAUACAGAUUUUACAGAAUUUCAAAUUCAAUCCAAAGGUAAAUACGAUAUUUGUGAGCAAAGUGGCUGAUACAUCUUUUGACCUGCCUGAAGCUAAUGUACUGAUUCAAAUUUCAUCCCAUGGUGGUUCAAGAAGGCAAGAAGCUCAGAGAUUAGGUAGAAUUUUGAGAGCCAAGAAAGGGGCAAUUGCUGAGGAAUAUAAUGCCUUUUUCUAUACCCUAGUUUCACAAGAUACGAUGGAAAUGGCUUAUUCGAGGAAAAGACAAAGAUUCUUAGUGAAUCAAGGAUACAGUUAUAAAGUAAUCACUAAAUUAUCUGGUAUGGAGGAGGAACAAGAUCUGUUGUAUAAAACAAGAGAAGAGCAAGGACAACUGUUACAGCAGGUACUUGCUGCUAGUGAUAUUGAUUGCGAAGAUGAAAGGAUGCCAGGAGAGGGAGGAAGAAAUGUAGCAUCUGGAAGUAGAAAAGUUGGACACAUGGGAUCGAUGUCUGGUGCAGAUGAUGCAGUAUAUUAUGAAUUCAAAAAAUCGUCUACGAAUAAGCAUCCUCUGUUCAAGAAAUUCCGAUAUUAAAUACUAAUGUUAUUUUCUCAUUUUGAUAUAAUAAUCCACAAAAGAUGAAAACCAUGAUUGGUCCAUUUUGGAAUUACAAGGUGAUAUCAAAUCCCAUUCAGAAUCUAAUCUAGAGAACCAAUUCAUAGGUGACUUGCAUUUCACCAAAUCAGGCGUACCCAUAUUGAUAAUUG